Osmia bicornis bicornis is the source of this 1081-nucleotide messenger RNA. RefSeq names its product deoxycytidylate deaminase-like. The transcript has 4 exons. Bases 194 to 700 code for a protein of 168 amino acids. Gene Ontology annotation, biological process: dTMP biosynthetic process; dUMP biosynthetic process. The record is from RefSeq and is a predicted model, not a curated record. NCBI's taxonomy places the organism in Eukaryota, Metazoa, Arthropoda, Insecta, Hymenoptera, Megachilidae. Gene Ontology annotation, cellular component: cytoplasm. Gene Ontology annotation, molecular function: zinc ion binding; dCMP deaminase activity.
CUAAUCGUGCAAACAAGUUGCAUUAUUGUUAACAAUAAGUCGUGUCUGUGUUAUCUGGGUUGCUAUAGAAGGAUCAUAUAAUCUUAUCGAAUUGGAGGAUGUAUCUAUCACUUAAUGAACAUUAUAUAAAGGCCUGCAGUGAGUGCUAAUUGACAUUUGUUACAUAUAGUAAUAAUAGCUAUCAUUGUAUACAAUGUUUGAGAUUAUAAACUCUGUGUAUGCAUCAUUAAGAACAAUAAAAAUGGCACAAGGUGGUCCAGGACGAAGUGGCGAGAUCGAUGAUAAACGCUUUAUGGAAGAAGCGCAUGAGGCUAAAAAACCAAGUAACGAUAAUAAGUGUCAAGUUGGCGCAUGUAUAGUAAACGAUGAAAAAGAGAUCGUAGGCACUGGAUACAAUGCAAUGCCUGGUUAUCUGGACACCGAAUUUCCUUUCGUAAAGAAUAAAUAUGAUCCCUUAGAAUGCAAGUUAACAUACGUAUGUCAUGCAGAACUUAAUGCCAUUGUGAACAAAAAGUGUGACAGUAUUAAAAACUCCACCAUUUAUGUUACUCGUCAUCCAUGUAAUGAAUGUGCUAAAUUAAUAGUACAAUCUGGAAUAAAAUGUGUGGUAUAUGACGAAAACCCACGUAAAGGGAAGUACGACGUUGUGGCUGCAAAGAGAAUAUUUGACACAACAGGUGUUACUCUAAGGGGUUCCUGAUAGCCAUGACGCUAUAAUGUCGGUAUGCAAAGUGUCACCGGUGCUUCGGGGUCUGUAACACCCCAAAAUGAUAUUACGUCGGUGUUCCGAGAGCGGACGCUUCGGGGUCUCUGAUACCCCACGAUGAUAUCAGAUCGCUAUCCAGAGGGCGUCGUUGGCGCAGCGGGUGUGGCGGCCGGCGUCGAAGUUGAUAAAGAAGAAAAUGUUCAUUCAGGAGAAAUUCUCAACGUCGCUUUUACCAAACAUUUUUGUUAAUCAUUUAUUUUCAUGAAUAAAAUUCAAAUAGCUUUUCUGUACAUUCAUUCCUUCAUCAUUCAUCAAACUAUCAAGUCAUGUUAACCUUUUCUAAAUUUCUAUUUCAAUAAAUCAUUAUAAUUUAUA